Messenger RNA from Dipodomys ordii (Ord's kangaroo rat), 1988 nucleotides. It is a transcript of the gene Socs4, whose product is annotated as suppressor of cytokine signaling 4. Bases 214 to 1539 code for a protein of 441 amino acids. Gene Ontology annotation, molecular function: 1-phosphatidylinositol-3-kinase regulator activity. Gene Ontology annotation, cellular component: phosphatidylinositol 3-kinase complex. The transcript has 2 exons. NCBI's taxonomy places the organism in Eukaryota, Metazoa, Chordata, Mammalia, Rodentia, Heteromyidae. The record is from RefSeq and is a predicted model, not a curated record. Gene Ontology annotation, biological process: phosphatidylinositol phosphate biosynthetic process; intracellular signal transduction; positive regulation of proteasomal ubiquitin-dependent protein catabolic process.
GAACUGCACGAGGGGCCGGAGGGGCCAAGCCUCUUUCUCCACUGGAGCGAACGCCCGGAGUGAUGGCGAUGGUGAUGGCGGCAGCUCCCCGGACCGCCCCGGUGAAACUGCCCUCCGGGAGAUUCAUCCAGAAAGUUACCAGAAGAAACUUCCUGUCAGCAAAACUGAAAAAGCAGCAUUUAUAACACUGGAAUUUGUGGAUGAUUUGCUAAAAUGGCUGAAAGUAGUGAAAAUAAUAGUAAAAAUGUAGAUGUAAGGCCCAAAACAAGUCGGAGUCGAAGUGCUGACAGAAAGGACGGUUAUGUAUGGAGUGGAAAGAAGUUAUCUUGGUCCAAAAAAAGUGAGAGUUGUUCUGAUGCUGAAACAGUGGAUGCUGUAGAGAAAUCUGAAGCUGCUUUAAGGAGCCAAGAAAGGAAGCACAGCUGUUCAUCCAUUGAGUUGGACUUAGAUCAUUCCUGUGGACAUAGAUUUUUAGGGCGAUCUCUUAAACAAAAACUGCAGGAUGCUGUUGGGCAGUGUUUUCCAAUAAAGAACUGUAGUAGUCGUCAUUCUUCAGGGCUUCCAGCUAAAAGAAAAAUUCAUAUUAGUGAACUUAUGUUAGAUAAGUGUCCUUUCCCACCUCGAUCAGAUUUAGCCUUUAGGUGGCAUUUUAUUAAAAGACACACUGCUCCAAUAAGUCCCAAAUCAGAUGACUGGAUAAGCACAGACUUAUCUCAGAGUGAAUUGAGGGAUGGUCAGCUAAGACAAAGAAGAAGCUUGGAAGAAGAUAUAAACUGUUUCUCUCAUACCAAUGUUCAGCCUUGUGUCAUAACUACCAACAGUGCUUCAUGUAGAGGUGGUCCCAUGACUGGCUCUGUGAUGAACCUGGUUUCAAAUAACAGUAUAGAAGAUAGUGAUAUGGACUCAGAUGAUGAAAUCAUAACACUUUGCACAACUUCCAGAAAGAGAAAUAAACCCAAAUGGGAAAUGGACGAUGAAAUCCUUCAGUUGGAAGCACCGCCUAAGUACCACACACAGAUUGACUAUGUCCAUUGUCUAGUACCAGACCUCCUUCAGAUCAAUAACAACCCAUGUUACUGGGGAGUUAUGGAUAAAUACGCAGCUGAAGCUCUUCUAGAAGGGAAACCAGAGGGCACCUUUUUACUUCGGGACUCAGCACAGGAAGACUAUUUAUUUUCUGUUAGUUUUAGACGCUACAGUCGUUCUCUUCAUGCUAGAAUUGAGCAGUGGAAUCACAACUUUAGUUUUGAUGCACAUGAUCCUUGUGUCUUCCAUUCUCCUGACAUUACUGGGCUCUUAGAGCAUUAUAAGGACCCAAGUGCCUGUAUGUUCUUUGAGCCACUUUUAUCCACUCCCUUAAUCCGGACUUUUCCUUUUUCCCUGCAGCAUAUUUGCAGGACAGUUAUUUGUAACUGUACAACUUACGAUGGCAUUGAUGCCCUUCCAAUUCCUUCUACUAUGAAAUUAUAUCUAAAGGAGUAUCAUUACAAAUCAAAAGUUAGAGUUCUCAGGAUCGAUGCACCAGAACAACAGUGCUAAGAAAAGGGUAGGAACAUGGGAAUAAUUACAUAAGUAUUUUCAUUUAAUGUUUUAUUUUUCUUAUUAUGCCUUUGAAUUUUCUACAAGGGCAGUUUGGAGUCCAAGAUAAACCUCUGCCUUUAAUUUUAUUUCCAGAUCAGCUUAUUUUUCUUAACAUUGUAUAUGAACAGUUAGUAGAUAUUUUUGACUAGCUGGCUGUUUGGUUUUUGUUUUACUGUGUAGAUUGUAUUCUUAAGUUUUUUCUUUAUAUAUUUUCUGGGCGUAUUUGAAAUUUGGUAGAUAAUGAAGGCAUUUGAAUAUUCUGUAAAAAUCAUAUAGGAAACAUUUACAUAUAAAAUAUUUUGUUAAUCUAUGUCAUCAGUAUUCCUGUGCAAAAAAUAUAGUUCACCCAUCCUAUUCUCAUUGAAUUUUAAAGUUGUUCAGUAAAGAUGUGUUGUAAUUCGUCCAUA